AUGUCAGCGCUGGCACCACGCCUCUACGGCUUGAUCUCUCAGCCAGGCGAUGGCGCCGGACAGCCACCAUUUGACACCAGUGCCCAGCAGCCGAUUUCUGAUCCUGGCGAUGCUGCCGGGCUGUUCCCAUUUGACGGCAACGGCCACCCUCUGGUAGCAGACAGCCGCCAUUUGGUAGCCCUGGUCAGCAGCAACCCAAUGACACUAGCCAGCAGCCUGGAAGCAGGCCCAACACCAAUCUGCAACAGCCCACCGGCACCACCCAACCCCAGAGCCAGCCCACAGCUGUCCAGGACUCUGCUUCGUCAAUCGCAGACCAUUCCAGCGUCAAUUCUAGAGCGUAUGUCGAGCCUGUUCAACUUUGGCCAGGAAUCUGUGUCAUCGCCUUCCCGGAGCGCUGAGCUGCGCACCGAUAGUCUCUCCACGCAGCAGGAGGAAUCAGCAGAGACGCCCGGGGACCUCCACGCCAAUACGGGCAAUGUGGGCAGGUCGGUGGCUGCGUGCGCUGUGGCUGUUGCCGCUGCAUGCAUUCUUUCUGGAUCCAUCUAA
Molecule: messenger RNA, 549 nt
Organism: Linderina pennispora
Lineage: Eukaryota; Fungi; Kickxellomycota; Kickxellomycetes; Kickxellales; Kickxellaceae
Exons: 4
Coding region: 1-549 (182 amino acids)
Source: RefSeq, a predicted model, not a curated record